Messenger RNA from Prorocentrum cordatum, 869 nucleotides. The record is from the annotation of a GenBank genome assembly. Lineage: Eukaryota; Dinophyceae; Prorocentrales; Prorocentraceae.
GCGCCUGCGCUGGAGCCGACCGUCUCGCUGGAGAUCGUGGCCAGGCAGGGCCCGCCGCCAGCAUGCGCCGCCUUGACCGUCGAGGACGGCGAGAGCGACUCCGCCUCCGAGGAGGUGCCAGCUAGGGCGGGCCGCCGGAGCGAGCUGCUGGCCCGACAGCGGGCGCGGCGGCGCGUGGCUCGGAUGGCCGGAGGGGCCGUGGCGAGGCUCCCUGGGCAGAGCCUGGAGGCCACCAGCGUGUCCGAGGCCAGUCGAGUCCGAUUUCGGGACUGUGUGCGAGAGCUCCUGGCCUUCGCCGACCAGGAGAACACGGCGCUGCGCGAGGGCGACGAGGUGGGCGAGUGUCUCGUGUCGUGGAUGAACAUGCGGCACCAGCUCGGGGACGGCGUGGGAUGGGGGAAUAUGUGCCCGAAGCACGGCCGUCGGCCCCUCCCGUUGGCCGUUUGGGCCGCCCUGGCACUGGAGCUGCUGAGGAGCGGGCAGGGGCGGGCCGGCUUUGGGGCGCUGCUGAUGGUAGACGCGUUCCUGAGGCCGUCCGAGCUGCUAAGUCUCCGACGUGGGUCCCUGGUGCUCCUGGCGCACGGAGGGCUCCGAGACUGGAGCCUGCACCUCUUCCCCCGGGAGGAGGCCAAGCGCAACAAGGUUGGGGGCGCCGACGACACCGUGGUGAUGAACUCCGAGCGGACGCGGUGUGCCGACCCAGUGCUGGCGCACCUGGCCUCAUGCCCCGCGUCGGAGAGGCAGUUCCCGCGGGACUACCAGCCGUUUGGCAGGCUGGCGCAGGGCGCAGGGGAGCGUUUGGGGAUCGAGGUGGUGCCGUACCAGGCUCGGCACAGCGGCAUCAGCCUCGACCGGGCGUUCCACCUGAG